This is a messenger RNA of Osmerus eperlanus (European smelt), 6241 nucleotides long. RefSeq names its product sodium bicarbonate cotransporter 3-like. Gene Ontology annotation, biological process: bicarbonate transport; regulation of intracellular pH; transmembrane transport. Gene Ontology annotation, molecular function: solute:inorganic anion antiporter activity; monoatomic anion transmembrane transporter activity; sodium:bicarbonate symporter activity. The record is from RefSeq and is a predicted model, not a curated record. Gene Ontology annotation, cellular component: apical plasma membrane; plasma membrane; basolateral plasma membrane. NCBI's taxonomy places the organism in Eukaryota, Metazoa, Chordata, Actinopteri, Osmeriformes, Osmeridae.
ACACACACACACAAACGUACGCGCGCGUGUGAGCGUUCUCUCUCACUCACACACACAGACGCCCGGAGCGGGGAGAUAGCAGAGGGACACAGAGCCGGCUAGCGUCUCAGCCGCUGAUGGUUCAGCCCUGAUGGAGUGUUACACCGAAGGAGAGCAUGUUCGCACGGGUCUGGAUGAAGAGGUGAUCGUAGAUCUUGGGAAGACCAGCUCCACCACCCACACCAACUAUGAAGAAGAGGAGCUGGAGAGUCACAGGGCAGUGUAUGUGGGCGUCCAUGUUCCGCUGGGACGCGAGAGCAAACGCCGCCAUCGCCACCGAGGCCACAAACACCACCGGAAGAGGCGGGACAAAGAGUCCGACCGGGAGGACGGGCGGGAGUCCCCCACAUACGACACCCCGUCCCAGCGGGUGCAGUUCAUCCUGGGGACGGAGGAUGACGACCAGGAGCACGUCCCUCAUGACUUGUUCACUGAGCUGGAUGAGCUGUCUUGCAGAGACGGCCGCGCCACCGAGUGGAAGGAGACCGCCAGGUGGCUGAAGUUCGAGGAGGAUGUGGAGGAUGGAGGGGAGAGGUGGUCUAAGCCCUACGUGGCCACGCUGUCCCUCCACAGCCUGUUUGAGCUGCGCAGCUGCAUCCUGAACGGCACCGUCAUGCUGGACAUGAGAGCCAACAGCAUCGAGGACAUCGCAGACAUGCUGAUAGACAGCAUGGUGGCGUCGGGGCAGCUGUUGGAGCAGCAGCGUGAGAAGGUGCGUGAGGCCAUGCUGAAGAGACACCAGCACCAGAACGAGAGGAAGCUCAGCAACCGCAUCCCCCUGGUGCGCUCCAUCGCUGACAUAGGCAAGAAACACUCCGACCCGCUCUUGCUCGACCGCCACGGAGAGGGCUUGUCCUCGUCCCGUCUCUCCCUCCAGAAGCCCGGAGUGUCCUCCUCGGCGUCCAGCCUGUCCCAGAGACGGGAGUCCCGAGUCUCCAUGCUCCUGCAUCACCUCCUGCCCUCCUCCUCCACCACCCCCGGGGGCCCCUCCCCUGGCCACUCCCCCUUCGCCACCCCCCAGAGCACCCCGCCCUCCGCCCGCCGCUCCCACAGCCCCCCGCGGGCCCCCCCGCCCAUCCCAGAGGUGGUGGUCUCGCCCCCGGAGGACGAGGCCCCGCCCCGCGCCGCAGAGGAGGAGGGGGAGGGGGCGGAGCCAGGAACGCGGCCGGCGACGGCGUCCAAGAGCCCGGCGCUCCAGCUGCUGCCGCUAGAAGGGUCCCUGGUGUCGGCCAACUCUGUUCCCAGUCACCUGGAAGCCAGCAGAAUGGGAGAGAGGAGGCCAUCCAAAGUUGGGGUCAGUAGAGAGAACAGCAGUGUGGACUUCAGCAAGGUGGACAUGAACUUCAUGAAGAAGAUUCCUCCAGGGGCCGAGGCGUCCAACGUGCUGGUGGGGGAGGUGGACUUCCUGGAGAGACCCAUCAUCGCCUUCGUACGCCUCGCCCCAGCCGUGCUCAUCACCGGCCUCACUGAGGUGCCUGUGCCCACCAGGUUCCUGUUCCUGCUGCUUGGCCCCACAGGAAAGGGCCCCCAGUACCAUGAGAUAGGCCGCUCCAUGGCCACGCUCAUGACCGACGAGAUCUUCCAUGACGUGGCCUACAAGGCUAAAGACCGCACAGACCUGCUGUCAGGGAUAGACGAGUUCCUGGACCAGGUGACGGUGUUGCCUCCAGGGGAGUGGGACCCCACCAUACGCAUCGAGCCCCCCAAGAAUGUCCCCUCACAGAUGAAGAGGAAGAGGCCUUCCCAGCCCAACGGCUCCCUGUCUCCCUCUGUGGAGCAGGAGAAGGAGGAGGAACAUGAGACUGGACCAGAGCUGGAGAGAACUGGACGGAUCUUCGGAGGCCUGGUCCGGGAUGUGAAGCGCAAGGCUCCGUUCUACUGGAGCGACAUCCGUGACGCCUUCAGCCUGCAGUGUCUGGCCUCCGUGCUGUUCCUGUACUGCGCCUGCAUGUCUCCUGUUAUCACCUUCGGGGGGCUGCUGGGGGAGGCAACCAAGGGAAACAUAAGUGCCAUCGAGUCCUUGUUCGGGGCGUCUCUGACGGGGGUGGCGUUCUCUCUGUUUGCGGGCCAGCCCCUCACCAUCCUGGGCAGCACUGGGCCCGUCCUGGUCUUUGAGAAGAUCCUCUUCAAGUUCUGCAGUGACUACGGCCUGUCCUACCUGUCUCUGAGGACCUGCAUCGGCCUGUGGACCGCCUUCCUGUGCCUGGUCCUGGUUGCCACGGACGCCAGCUCGCUGGUGUGCUACAUCACACGCUUCACGGAGGAGGCCUUCGCUUCGCUCAUCUGCCUCAUCUUCAUCUACGAGGCGCUGGAGAAGCUGGUGCACCUGGGGGAGCACUUCCCCGUCAACACGCACAGCAGCCUGGACAACCUCACCCUCUACUCGUGUCAGUGUGCCCCACCCAGCAAUGCCUCAGAGCAGGCACUGCAGUCGUGGAACCAGACAGGACACACGCAGAACUCCAUCUCCUGGAGCAGCCUCAAUGUGUCGAUGUGUAACUUGCUCCACGGGGAGUUUGUGGGCCCUGCCUGUGGCCAGCGUGGUCCCUUCAUCCCUGACGUGCUGUUCUGGUCCAUCAUCCUCUUCUUCACCACCUUCCUCCUCUCCUCCUUCCUCAAGCAGUUCAAGACCGAGAACUACUUUCCCACCAAGGUACGCUCCACCAUCAGUGACUUUGCGGUGUUCCUGACCAUCAUGAUUAUGGUGCUGGUGGACUACCUGAUGGGCAUCCCUUCUCCCAAACUCCACGUCCCCGACCGCUUCGAGCCCACCUCCAAGCACCGCGGCUGGCUGAUCGACCCGCUGGGGGGUAACCCCUGGUGGACGCUGCUGGUGGCGGCACUGCCUGCGCUGCUGUGCACCAUCCUCAUCUUCAUGGACCAGCAGAUCACCGCUGUCAUAGUCAACAGGAAGGAGCACAAGCUGAAGAAGGGCUGUGGCUACCACUUGGACCUGCUGGUGGUAGCAGUGAUGCUGGGCGUGUGCUCCAUCAUGGGCCUGCCCUGGUUCGUGGCGGCCACCGUCCUCUCCAUCUCCCACGUCAACAGCCUGAAGCUGGAGUCGGGCUGCUCCGCCCCCGGGGAACAGCCCAAGUUCCUGGGGAUCCUGGAGCAACGCUUCACAGGGUUCAUGAUCUUCCUGCUCAUGGGCUGCUCCGUGUUCAUGACCUCCGCCCUCAAGUUCAUCCCCAUGCCAGUGCUGUAUGGGGUAUUUCUCUACAUGGGAGUGUCCUCUCUUAAAGGCAUCCAGUUCUUCGACCGGAUCAAGCUGUUUGGCAUGCCAGCCAAGCACCAGCCCGACCUGAUCUACCUGCGUUACGUGCCCCUGUGGAAGGUCCACGUGUUCACCCUGGUCCAGCUCACCUGCCUGGUGCUGCUCUGGGUCAUCAAGACCUCGUCUGCUGCCGUGGUCUUCCCUAUGAUGGUGCUGGCUCUGGUCUUCAUCCGGAAACUUCUCGACUUCUUCUUCACCAAGAGGGAGCUGAGCUGGCUGGACGACCUGAUGCCCGAAAGCAAGAAGAAGAAAGAAGACGACAAGAAGAAGAAGGCGAGAGAGAAACUGGAGGCGGUGGCCCUGCUGACGGUGGGGGCGGAGCCUGGGUUGGGGGCGGAGCCUGGGUUGAAGCUCCAAUAUGAAGGGAGCAACCUGCUGAAGAUCCCUGUCAAGUCCCUGUCAGGAAGUUGUGAGCCCCCCAAUGUUAACAUCUCUGAUGAGAUGGCCAAAAGUGUGGCGUGGAAAACAACAGCUUCUGGCAGCGACUACACCCAACCUGCCCAGCGUAGCAAAAGCGAGGAGAAGGUGGCGUGUGUUAGGGUGGACCUGGACCCAGAAGCAGCAGGAGGCUGCAACACGGCCAUAGAGACCUUCUUGUGAUGGAGGAAGACGACACCUUUCUCUCUGCCCCCAUUCCUCCCUCCCACCCCUCCUUAUUACCCCAGAGAGGGGCAGUUGGCUAGAUAGAUCUGGAGCUGGGCAGCUCGUCAGGGGGUAGGGUCUCUGUUCUAGGCAACGACUGAGCUCUGACCUCCAGUAACCCACUGUUGCAUUCUGAGAAAUCCCUGGCCUGUGAUUGGACCAUGGUGACACUGCCCACCCAAAUCCCCCAUUUCGGGUGCUUCAAACCCCAAUGUCAGGAGUCAUCUUCUCAUCUUCAACCACAGAUACCAAAAUAAGGGGCCACUCUCUAAUGAGGAUCUGCAGAUCGUUACGGACGCUUGAACAGACUUUAAUUUUGAAAAGGUGUACAUUUCAGUUUCGGUUCAAAGAAAUGUAUUUGUUUAGAUUUCAUGUCGUUUCUUGUUUUAUUUAUGACUCAUUAGAUUCAGAUGAGUUCGCUGGAUCCCCCCCCCACCCCCCCACCCCCCACCCAACCCCAACUAUUUUAAUAUUCAGAUGAAGACACUUCAAACCAGCUACAGAAGCACACUUUAUCGAAGCCAUUCAGGUGGAUUGUCACUUUUAUCAGUGCCAACUGAUUUUGCUGUAUGUCAGAAGCCUGGUUCACUAGACUGCCACAAACCAACAGAAUGUACACAUUCAGAUGCCUAACCCAUAAUCUCAGUAGAGUGUAAGGUGGCCAAACAUGGUCUUCGGUAGAAAGAUCGGUUGAGCCAAAUCUUUUCACCGCUCCGUAAUCACUCCAUCUGCUUGACGUUCGUUUCAAAAUGUCAGCGUCAAAAUUGCUGCUCGCGUCAAGUCGUUUUAGCCGAGGAUACGUGUUUUAAACAUGUUUGUUUGGUAUAGAGAGCCGUAAGCGAGGUCAUCCAGUUCCGGUCUGGUCGUCCCCAUAGCACUUUAGCUUUUUUUGUCAGUUUGUAUGAACUAGAGACCUACACAGGCUUUUGUUGUGUUUGACAGUGUUUGAUGUCUGAAAAUGUCACUGUGGUCCAGUGUUGACACUCAAGCCUGUCUCAAAUAGUGUACAUUCGUUUUAUUUAAUUGUAAGGAUCACAACUAUUUUGCUAAAAUACAAAAGUAAAAACAUUAUACUUGUUUGGAAUUGUUUUAAGUAUCAGUGAACUGGGGUCACUUUCAGGACCGCUUCAAACCAAUUCUGUUGCACCUGUACGUCCCGUAAUUCAGUGAUUACAGUAUUACAAAAGUCUUUUUAUGCAGAAUACUUCUAUUUUACUCAAAAGAAAUGUAUCUUUGUAUUCUGUAGUUCUCAUCAGCUUAGCGUGGUUCUGUGGCAGCAAUAAUCAACAGUGUUCAGUACCAUGCUAUGUGUGGAUUGAGAGUUAUGUGUCAAACAAAGGUUUGAGUUUGUCAAAUCGUCAUAUAGUUUUAAUGGGCAUUUCAGUGUGUUGCUAACUACGGUAUGAGACUAGCUUAUGUGCCUUGUGAAAGCAGCACCGUGGCUUGAACUUUUACCAUAAAUGUAUAUUGUUGAUGUUCAGGUACUGUAAUCGCAUCAUGGCAUCUAAACGCCAAAGACUAGUCUACUUCUGGGAGUUCCUACCUGCUGUUUAUACCGGUUCAAACAGGAAGUCAGACAUUUAUGGCCGUCUUGAUCUGAAUGUCUUUGUGAAAGUCACACCAUCUACCAAACUAACAACAAAACGAUAAAUAUAUAUAUAUAUAUGUAACCAAUAUCAGCAUUAUUUAUAAUCUGUAGUUUUACUGUCAAGACACUGUUUUCAUGUCACAGACACAACACAAGCCCUUCACAAAUCGUCAUUCUAUUGAUAGUUUUUAAAUGCAAUAUAUGUCAAUGUUCACCAAAUUAUUCUAACUUUUAAAAUCACAGGUGAACAACAUUUGUGUACAUUAACGUGAAUGUUGUUGAAGCCUUUUUCCCACUCAAUGUUUUGACUCAUUGCAAAUGUUAAUUUGAUGUUUGAUCUGUAAUAUUGGUGUGCUUGGAAGGAAGGUAUCACAACUUGUAGAACACAUGAUAUUGCAGUACAAUUGACUCAGUGUGUAAAACAUGGUGAAUAUGCUCUACCAGAAUGUUGCUUGCUGGUGUGCAUCCAAUGUGUUGAUUAGUUCCAGCUACUACACUGAACUCACUAGCCUACUCCAGUAGUUAUUACGGUACAGCAAUGACAAGGUAUAGGACAAAACCUAUUUUUUUGUAACUAUCGAUGGAAAGCAAUAAAAGUAUUUCAAUGUCAGACUUGUUUCUGUGUUCUGAAGCUGUUACAUUAUUAAGGUACUGUCUUAAUCCAAGAAAUUCUUUCGGGUCGAAAUAACUUUUGUGUC